CGCAUGCGCUAACUUCCUCUUUUUCCGGCUGGAACCAUGGAGGUUGCCGAAGAGAAGAAAAAGAAGGUCCCUGCUGUGCCAGAAACCCUUAAGAAAAAGCGAAGGAAUUAUGCAGAGCUGAAGAUAAAGCGCCUGAGGAAGAAGUUUGCCCAAAAGAUGCUUCGAAAGGCAAGGAGGAAGCUUAUUUAUGAAAAAGCCAAGCAUUACCACAAGGAAUAUAGACAGAUGUACAGAACAGAGAUUCGAAUGGCUAGAAUGGCAAGAAAAGCUGGCAACUUCUAUGUACCUGCAGAACCCAAACUGGCAUUUGUCAUCAGGAUCAGGGGUAUCAAUGGUGUGAGCCCAAAGGUUCGUAAGGUGUUACAACUUCUUCGCCUUCGCCAGAUCUUCAAUGGCACCUUUGUAAAGCUCAACAAGGCUUCAAUUAACAUGCUGAGGAUUGUGGAACCAUAUAUUGCAUGGGGGUACCCAAACCUGAAGUCAGUGAAUGAACUCAUCUACAAGCGUGGCUAUGGCAAAAUCAAUAAGAAACGAAUUGCCUUGACGGAUAAUGCUUUGAUUGCACGAUCUCUUGGUAAAUAUGGCAUCAUCUGCAUGGAGGAUCUGAUUCAUGAGAUCUACACUGUUGGAAAACGCUUCAAAGAGGCAAAUAACUUCCUGUGGCCCUUCAAAUUAUCUUCUCCAAGAGGUGGAAUGAAGAAAAAGACCACCCAUUUUGUAGAAGGUGGAGAUGCUGGCAACAGGGAAGACCAGAUCAACAGACUUAUUAGAAGAAUGAACUAAGGUAUCUACCAUCAUAUUUUUGUAAUCUGGUCAGUUAAUAAAACAGUACCUGCUCUCAAUGUA
Messenger RNA from Sciurus carolinensis (gray squirrel), 846 nucleotides. RefSeq names its product ribosomal protein L7 (gene Rpl7). Gene Ontology annotation, cellular component: cytosolic large ribosomal subunit. The transcript has 7 exons. Gene Ontology annotation, biological process: maturation of LSU-rRNA from tricistronic rRNA transcript (SSU-rRNA, 5.8S rRNA, LSU-rRNA). Lineage: Eukaryota; Metazoa; Chordata; Mammalia; Rodentia; Sciuridae. Gene Ontology annotation, molecular function: structural constituent of ribosome; RNA binding. The record is from RefSeq and is a predicted model, not a curated record. Bases 37 to 783 code for a protein of 248 amino acids.